Messenger RNA from Penicillium cinerascens, 1554 nucleotides. RefSeq lists its product as uncharacterized. Gene Ontology annotation, molecular function: protein binding. NCBI's taxonomy places the organism in Eukaryota, Fungi, Ascomycota, Eurotiomycetes, Eurotiales, Aspergillaceae. Bases 52 to 1554 code for a protein of 500 amino acids. The transcript is spliced from 4 exons. The record is from RefSeq and is a predicted model, not a curated record.
CACAAACUUUGCACGCUGUGAUAGCACACUCCGACUCGAAGUGUACACAAGAUGCCGAGGCCGAAGAGUCUUCUUAAGGACUUCAAGCCCAAGAAGAAGGCCGCGAAGCAGGCGGCGCCAGUCACAGCCGAUGACUUUCUCGCUGCGGGCGUUGAACUCGAAGAGGCCGGUGAGAAAUGGCGCGCGGGGGACGCGGCCAAAUCCAUGCGCUUCUUCAUGCGCGCCAUUUCCAAUUACGACGAGGGUUUACAAAAAUAUCCCACCGCCUUUGAUCUAGCCUACAACAAAGCCCGAGUUCAAUAUGAAAUCACACAGCAUCCCAAGCUGGCUGCCCAGCUGCCAGCGCCCCAGGCAGAGAUCUUGCAGGUUGCGCUGCAGUCGCACCGCGAUGCGUUGAAGCUGGAGCAGGAUAAUGCCGAUGUGCUUUUCAACUCUGGUCAGGUGUUGAAUAGUCUAGCGGAAGCUAUCACCGACUCCAAGCAUCCGGAUGAGGAGCAGAUCAUGCAGGCGACUACCUAUCUGCAGGAGGCCAUUGAAUUGUUCCAGAGGUGUCAGGUGCUGCAAGAUAUGCGCUACACCGAGAUGCAGGAGCAGAUUGAGCAGAUGGAAUCAGCGGGCCCAGAGACACAGGCCCAGGCUCCUGAGCCCGCGCCGGAGCCACCGGUCAGCGAGGAGGAUGCUGGAGACGAGGAGCAGACACAGUGGGCAGCUAUUGUGGAGCCUGUUACUAAAAACACGCUUGUUGACACGGCAGUGGCGCAGUUGGAUACAUUGACCACACUAUGCAAUGUGUUGACGUUCAACCCCAGUGGUGGUGGCGUUGGCUGGGUGCAGGAGUAUUCCUCGGGGCUCGUCCAAACUCGACUUCCUGCCUACGUUGAGGGUUCGGAUAGGCAAUAUGAAGCAAGCCUGGCGCGAGCAAAAUUCAUCUGCGCCAUGCACGAGGUGCUUUACCGGGGCGGACACACCGAUGUUGAAACCUAUCAGCAGGAAGUUGGGCAGGCGUUUGGACCGGACUUGGAUGUAUCGGCCGACGCCGAAGGAUUAUGCAGCAAAGCCGAAGCAUUGACCUCGCUCAACGGAGCGUUAUCCGAUGUUCCCCCCAUGAAUGACGUUGAAUCUUUCAAACGCUCCUUGUCCGUGCGCUGGCAAUCACUAUCAACCGCCUUGGACGCGUUAACAAAGGCGUCCAAGCUUCCAGAUGCGGAUAACCUGCCCAAGAUCCAUCUCGCCCGAGGAGAUGUGGAAAUGCACCGAUGGCGACUUGGAACGGCGCCCUGGAACUAUGCGAUGUCCCAGCAGUACGGUGCCACACUCUUGAAGAACGCGCAGACGUACUACCGAGGAGCCGCCGCUUUAGCCCGCCGCGAUGGAGCAGCCGACGAAGAGCGUGACGGAACAUGCAAGGAAGCAAUUGCUGCCGCAGUGGAGGGACAAAAGGCCAAGCUGGACCAACUCAAGACGACUGCUCUCGAGCAGGUGGUGGCUGUAGCCACGGAAAUGGUGGAGGAUGGAAUGGUGGAGGGCACAUAUUUGAGUGCUCUGAUUUCAUGA